Molecule: messenger RNA, 1289 nt
Organism: Coregonus clupeaformis (lake whitefish)
Lineage: Eukaryota; Metazoa; Chordata; Actinopteri; Salmoniformes; Salmonidae
Product: tissue factor
Exons: 6
Biological process (GO): blood coagulation
Cellular component (GO): membrane
Molecular function (GO): protein binding
Source: RefSeq, a predicted model, not a curated record
UGUCUCUGUUCAUUAAUUCAAUCUUCUAGACGACAUUAGAAAAAUGAAUUCAUGCAGUCGAAAUUAUUAUCCGUCUUCGUUGUUUAAGGUCGGAUAUUGCUUAAAAUAACCGUACACGGAUCAAUCCGAUCGGAUUACUGUUUUUAUACUGACCUGUUGGAAUAUAAAAUGAUGAAAAUGGAAAGGAAAAUGUUUUUUAUGACAUUGUGUACUGUACUCUUCUUUACAAACUGUGUUUCAGGGGACUAUCCCAAGGCACAGAAUGUUUCCUGGUUGUCGAUCAACUUCAAAACACUGCUUAUGUGGGAUCCUGAACCUUCCAACUUUUCAUACACCGUUGAAUAUUCUGUAAUUGGUCAGAACAGAGAGAAGAACCAACACUGUAUCAGGACUAUGGCGACAGAGUGUGACCUGUCCAACUCUCUCGGGGACCUGAAGGCCAUAUACUCCGCUGAUGUCCUCUCAAAACCCCCUACUUGGUGUGAACUCUGACCUCAUAGAGUUCCCCACACAAGGUCGGAGAGGUUCACCCCUUACAAUGACACGCUUAUAGGCAGACCUGAGUUCAAGAUUGAGGUGAGCAAAGACAAGAAGAAGAUCACCCUGUAUGUAGAAGACCCUCCCACAGCCCUGUUCAAUGAGCAGAACCAACAGAGAACCAUCCGGGAUGUCUUUGCUGAUGAGCUGCAGUACAAAGUCACCUUCGGGAAAGCAACAAGCAGGGGCAAGAAAACAAAGAUCUCUGCAAGCAGUGAGAUAGAGCUAGAAGAGGGGGAUGUAGAUCCUGGGGUGAGUUACUGCUUCAACGUGCAGGCCUACAUCCCCUCCCGCAGCACAGACAAACAGCUGGGAGAGCUCAGUCAAAGACAGUGCUCACCGGGCGACGGAAAGUAUUUAUUUGAAGAGUAUCGGAUCGGAGUGAUCACUGGGUUCAUCCCAGUCUUUUGGGGGCCCUAAGCGAGAUUCGGUUGUGGGAAGCCUCCCACCUCGCGGCAAAACAUUUUAGUGGAGACGGUAGAGAGAAGUUUUAAGUUAAUUUCCUACAAUUCUACACAUUUUGCCAUAUAGAAAAUAUAUUCAUGCUUUAAAGGUCUCAGUAGAUAGUUUAUAUGUUUAAACUAAAUUGUUUUGCAUGAGCAUUGUCUGGAGAUCUUUAAUAUAUAUUAAUACCAAACAGUUAGAUGACAGAACAUGAUGUAAAAUAAUCAAACCAAAACUGUGGAAUCUGGUCAUAUUAUGGUACUCUGUUUGAUUUUAAUGGCAUUUUCAUAAUAAAGUCUUAUCAUUAA